GGUAACUCCAUUCUUCUCACGCCAUUAGCUUCAUCAAUUCGAGCUUUCAAAUCUUUUAGCGGGAAGACUCGUGCUUCAAUUUAACUCCCCUUUUGUUCUUUCUCAAUGGCCAACAUUAUAAUAAGACCAAAUCAUCUUCACAGAGCAUUUCAUGCUCUGGCUCUAUUUAUAAGUUUUUUGCUGUUGAUCCACAAAGGUGGUGCAUAUGAGUUCAGGGUUGGGGGCUCGAUUGGUUGGACAGUUCCACCUGAUUCUAAUGCACUCUACUACAACCAGUGGGCAGAAUCGAACCGAUUUCAAAUUGGAGACACCAUACGGUUUGUCUACCCUGCUGGCAAGGACUCGGUGCUUUAUGUUACCAACGAUGAUUACACCAACUGCAACACAGCAACUUACCUUAAAAAAGCUUCGGAUGGUAACACUUUGUUCCAGUUCAAUGAGUCCGGGCCAUUCUACUUCAUAAGUGGAGACAGAGACAAUUGUAAUAAGAAUGAAAAGAUGGUGGUGGUUGUAAUGGCAGAUCGAUCAACCAAUACUAACCAAACAACCAUUGCUUCUCCUCCUCCACCUCCGGUCGGAUCAUCAGAGUUCGUCCCAACUCCUCCUCCAUCACCUUAUUCUCCUAGUGCUGCUUCUUCAAUGCUUCUGAGUUUUAUUGGCUCCAUUGGAGCUUUUGUGGCUACAAUAUCAUUUCUUUUGAAUUAAGAGUUGGGUUUACGUUUUUUUUUUACCAUUUUUUUUUGUCAACGAGUUUUUUCACGUUGAUGGUCUUGGCGUUUGUUUGUUCAUGCAGUUGAAAAAUAAAAUGGAACUAUGUAUUAUAUAUCUUGAGUGGAUCGCUACUGAUCCACUAUGUACUUUAGAGUUUAGAAUGUACAUAUAUAUAUAUAAUGGGAAAUAAAUUGGUUUGGUUUGGUUUUA
Cornus florida is the source of this 921-nucleotide messenger RNA. Its product is annotated as early nodulin-like protein 9. NCBI's taxonomy places the organism in Eukaryota, Viridiplantae, Streptophyta, Magnoliopsida, Cornales, Cornaceae. Gene Ontology annotation, cellular component: plasma membrane. The record is from RefSeq and is a predicted model, not a curated record. Gene Ontology annotation, molecular function: electron transfer activity. The transcript has 2 exons. The coding region runs from base 106 to 705 and encodes 199 amino acids.